CUCGUCAUCGUCAGGUGAUUUGAGACGCCACCCUACCCGUGACGUCGGCAGGCCCGCGCGCAACCGCUACCGGUGGAAAGAAGAUGGUGCUCAUCAAGGAAUAUCGCGUGGUUUUACCCUGCUCGGUGGAAGAAUAUCAGGUUGGCCAGCUGUUCUCUGUGGCUCAGGCCAGUAAGAAUGAGACAGGUGGAGGCGAGGGCAUUGAGGUGCUGAAGAACGAACCGUAUGAGAAAGAUGGGGAGAAGGGACAAUACACACACAAAAUCUAUCACUUAAAGAGUAAAGUUCCAGGUUUCGUGAAGAUGAUCGCACCAGAGGGGGCUUUAGUUUUCCAUGAAAAAGCCUGGAACGCUUAUCCGUACUGCCGCACUAUUGUCACUAAUGAAUACAUGAAAGAUGACUUCAUGAUUAAAAUCGAAACGUGGCACAAACCUGACACGGGCUCAUUAGAGAAUGUACACGAACUGGAUCCCACCACGUGGAAGACGGUGGAGGUUGUGCACAUUGAUAUAGCCGAUCGCGCUCAAGUUGAACCUGGGGACUAUAAACAGGAUGAAGACCCGGAGAUCUUUCAUUCCGAGAAAACGGGCAGAGGACCUUUAGGACCAGACUGGAAGAAAGAGCUGUUGGCUAAACCGGACGUCCCUCGUAUGUGUGCGUACAAACUAGUCACCGUCAAGUUUAAGUGGUGGGGCCUUCAAACCAAAGUAGAAAACUUCAUCCACAAGCAAGAGAAAAGAAUCUUCACCAACUUCCACCGUCAGCUCUUCUGCUGGAUUGACAGCUGGGUGGAGCUCACCAUGGCGGACAUCCGCCGGAUGGAGGAAGAGACACAGAGGGAGCUGGAAGAGAUGCGUAAGAAGGGCUCCGUACGAGGAACGACCGCGGCCGAGGAGUAGCCGAAUCCUUUUAGUAACGCGUGACAGGUGGAGUGACUUUCUUCGUAAAACCGGUCAGGUUAGAGGCACCAGUGCUGCUCACGAACAAUGAGACAAAACUAAAGAAUCCAACCACAGCGACGCUUGUCGAGACGUCACCGCAUCCACACACACCGGCCAGUGGGGGCGCCGUCCUCACACUGAAGAAUGACGCAAUGAUCAGUGAUACCGAACGAAACUCACGCCUGCCGCAGGGUGGAAAACGCUUCACGCUGGAUGGGAUUUUGACUGUUUACUAAACCAUAGAGAGAAUCUCAGGCAGGUUUAUAAAACUGACUAUUACCACUUUUUUAGGGAGUUUUAGAAAUAUCAGAGUAUUGCUGUAUGGUUGUGUUAUUCUGUUUCUGAAAAAAAAAAUUGCCAUGCAUUGGACCAAUUAUUUGUUCUUAUGUUUUUUUUUUGUCAUCUGUUUAUAAUUGUUUGGAUCUUAAUUUUUUCUGUUGAGUCUUUUCCCCUAGAAAAAGCAUUUCUUUCAGUUUCUAGUUUGAUUUGUACAUUUGCAUUCGUUGUAUCAGCAUAGUCCUGCCUAUCAUGUCUUGUUUUUCUAGGAGAUGUUAUGCUAUUGCACGGUUGGAAAAUACAGGGGCUUUGUAUGAGCUCGGGCAUGUUAGUGGCUGUUUUCGAGAAGGCCUCCAUGUUCAAAAAGACCCUUCACAUGACACAAAGCGCUCUCUCUCAGGACUCUUAAGAUGAACAUGGUUUACCUCCCCAGAAUCCAGACUAAUUACCAGAGCCAUUGCCACUGCUGCUUAUAUAGAGCUGCUUUAAUACAGGUGAAGUGCUUUUAUAUCCCUAAUCUACCUGUAACGCUCUCAGGGUUCCCACGCUCGCAAAACCAGGGAUAUCCAGGCCUGAAAGUCAUAGGGAAUUUAAAUGAUUCUGUUCAUUGCGAGUGCAAUUGCUAGAAAAUGAGUUUUAAAACGCUUAUCCAGUAACGUUAGUCAUGAAUGUGAAAAGGUGUGGGAACCCUGUGCUUUGUGCAUAGAUGCCUGUCAAAAAAGCCGACUUUAAAAAUGCAUUGAAUGACGCUUGAUCUGUAGAUAAGACUGUAUCAUAUCAGGUCAGAGUUGAGAGGUUUGAUUCUAACUAACCUCUUCAUCUCUCCCCGACCUGCACCAGCCUGUCAAAAAACAAAAACAUUUGGCGUUUGCAUUGGUCGUGCAUGAUGUUGAACCCAAAGCGCAGGGCUGUUUUAACUUUAUUUAAAUGUUUGUGUUACCGGACUGUAAGCUUUUAAAGUGUACCAAAUGUACGGUUCUUGGUUCUAGUUUUUGCUCCCCAGCAGUGGGAGAAUUGUAAUUUGAUUCAGUUUUUAUCGAAUGUCGUGGCCAGUGCAUUAGUAAUUAUUUUAAUGAUGAUGUAGGCUUCUUUGGACGACUGAAGUUUGCACUGUUGGAGGCAGACUGGUGCCUGAUACCUGUUUUAACAUGCUUCUGCAAUUCUGAAUAUCAGCAAAAUCUCAGCGCAUUGUGUUUAGUUACCAUAGACUUACACAUUUGUGAUAGAUUUAAGCCUUUCUAUGUGCAAAAUGGGGCUUCUGAGAUGUUCUCCACACUCUGGGAGUUUUAUAUGGAUAUAUUAUGGAGUUUUUUAACAUUUCCCAUUAUAAGGUCCACAAAUGUUCACGUAAUCGUGCGGCGUGUCGUAUGAUGUCAGGUUCUUUGACGGCACGCUAGCUCAGAAAUCAAUUUUCGUGUGUCCACGUUUGUUUUUAUCAAAAAUGUAAUGUGUCCUGGGUCUUCUGUUGGGGGUGCUGUUAGCAGGAAGUCAAUGUUUUCAUGUUAUCAUGUUAUCACAAUCAUAAUUGUUGAACAAUCGGUGCACUGAUGUCUGUGUUUACUUACACACGUGUACAGAAUACUGUCUCGAGUUUCAGAUUGUGUGGUUUACAUUUGUAUGCGUACAUGACUUUUAGGAUAGCAGGUCAUGUGGAUGGGCACGGCAGGUUUCAGAUACAAUGAAUGAGUCACAUAUUGCAAUGUAAACAACACAGAGAAUCUACUGUUUUUCUUGGGAAUUAUACGAUGCUUUUGUUUUUCUGAGAAUCAGGGGAAAUAGUGAAUGUACAAUGGUGGGAUUUUCUUUCUUUUUUGCAGCUAUUGAAUUAUAGAAGUUUAAUGAUUAACAAUACAUCUAAUAAAUUUUGACACCUGUCGUACUUUUCUGAA
Triplophysa rosa is the source of this 3106-nucleotide messenger RNA. RefSeq names its product phosphatidylinositol transfer protein, beta (gene pitpnb). The transcript has 12 exons. Bases 84 to 899 code for a protein of 271 amino acids. The record is from RefSeq and is a predicted model, not a curated record. Gene Ontology annotation, cellular component: cytoplasm. Gene Ontology annotation, biological process: phospholipid transport. NCBI's taxonomy places the organism in Eukaryota, Metazoa, Chordata, Actinopteri, Cypriniformes, Nemacheilidae. Gene Ontology annotation, molecular function: phosphatidylinositol binding; phosphatidylcholine intramembrane carrier activity; phosphatidylcholine binding.